AGCAACAACAUGUAAUCAGUUCCACUCCAUUAAACAGAAACUUAACCCACUCAAUUAAGGCCCCAAUUUUCACCUUCACAGCUAGCUUCAGUCACUCUCUCCAAACCCUAGAUCCAAUCGCCCCAACCCCUCCCACCCAUGGCUGCCUCAAAGAAAUCUGGUGGCCCCCGCGACAUGCUAGAAUCCAUGUACUCAGUGAUCGCUCUAUUCUUCAUUUUGGUAGCCUGCGUCGAACUCUGCGACGCCGCCGCCGUCGUCGAUGUCUACCGUCUGAUCCAAUACGACAUGUCCGGUUCCCCUUUCGGAUCUCGCUUCGCCUCCCUCAACCACCAUGCCGCCUCCUUGCAUUUCCCUCCCGGCGCCGAUCUUUCUAGAACCGUCCUCAUCAUCCCUCUUCGUGAAUUGAAUAUCACUUUCGUUCGAGAAUAUAUUUUUCAGAAAAAGCCGUUAGGAGGGUUGUUAUUUUUGCUUCCAGAAGUAUUUAGCUUUGAAAAUGGAGGGAAUAAGCAAAUUCAUGAGAAAGAGAAAAUGAAAAAUGUAUUGGCGGAGCUUGAACAGUUACUUAUACAUGCAAAUAUACCUUAUCCUGUCUAUUUUGCUUUUGAGAAUGAUGAAAUUGAGACCGUGCUGGCUGACAUCAAGAAGAAUGAUGCAAUUGGUCAGCCUGCUACUGCAACUACUGGCGGAUACAAGCUUGUUAUCCCAGCACCAGAACCUAAGAAAGUUGCAUCUCCCACCAUCACAAAUAUUCAGGGGUGGUUGUCUGGAUUGAAAGCUGAUGGAGAGGCAAAUCAACUUCCAACCAUUGCUAUUGUUGCAUCUUAUGAUACUUUUGGGGCUGCUCCUGCACUAUCAGUGGGAACUGACAGCAAUGGAAGUGGCAUUGUGGCACUUCUUGAAAUAGCUAGGUUAUUCUCUCUUCUCUACUCGAAUCCUAAGACAAGAGGCAGGUACAAUUUACUUUUUGGCCUGACAUCUGGUGGACCAUAUAACUACAAUGGAACUCAGAAGUGGCUUCGGAGUUUUGAUCAACGAUUACGUGAGAGUAUUGACUAUGCUAUUUGUUUAAAUAGUAUUGGUUCUUGGGAUAAUGAGUUGUGGAUUCAUGUAUCAAAGCCUCCAGAGAAUGCCUACGUCAAGCAAAUUUUUGAGGGUUUCUCUAAUGUAGCAGAGGAGUUGGACCUCAAAGUUGGUCUAAAGCACAAGAAAAUAAACAUCUCCAAUCCUCGAGUAGCUUGGGAGCAUGAACAGUUCUCAAGGCUGAGAGUCACUGCUGCCACUCUUUCUGAACUCUCUGUUGCGCCUGAUAUCCUAGAAGGCACUGGAGGUCUGUUUGAUAGCAGGCAAUUUGUGAAUGAAACUGCAAUUAUUAGAGGUGUGAAGUUAGUCGCUGAAAGUCUUGCGAGGCAUAUCUAUGGCCACCAGGGAAAAAAUGUCCAAAUUUUUGCAGGUGACAGUAGUUUGGCUGUCAAUCCUGCUUAUGUUCGAUCUUGGCUGGAUCUUUUGUCACGAACACCUCGAGUGGCUCCAUUUCUUUCAAAGAAUGACCCUUUUGUUACGGCAUUGAAAAAGGAAUUAGCUGAUCACACUGAUGAAGUGAAUGUGCAACAUGAAAAUCUUGAAGGGAUGUUCACUUUCUACGAUUCAACUAGUGUUAGGCUUAACAUAUAUCAGGUUGCUAGUGUAACAUUUGACUUGCUGUUGCUACUUGUGUUGGGAUCAUAUUUGAUAGUGCUCUUCAGUUUUCUUGUCAUCACAACCAGGGGUCUUGAUGAUCUAAUCAGUUUAUUUCGACGGCCUCCUUCUCGAAAGGUGAAAACGGCUUGAUAGCUGCAGCAGCAUUGUAUGCAAAUGCCUUGUACGAAAGGUUUCCUGAUGUGGCUUAAACCGAAAUUCCCAUGAGGUUCCUUAGUGGUGUGCUAAUGUUUUUGUUAGUUUUAGUAUCACGAGGGAUCAUUUUAAAUGCUGGUCCAAAGAAGAUUUUUGUAAUUUAUUUUUCCAAAUUGAGAUCAGUCAAUUCAAGGUGCGAGAAAAAAUUUUGCUCAGCUCCAAUAUUGUACGCUAUUGUUAUUGGCAGUUAUAUGGCAGAGAACAAUAUGUUGGGUCUAAGCACCAACCAAGAAUUUGACCCUACUUA
This is a messenger RNA of Theobroma umbraticum, 2137 nucleotides long. Its product is annotated as M28 Zn-peptidase nicastrin. Gene Ontology annotation, cellular component: membrane. The record is from RefSeq and is a predicted model, not a curated record. Gene Ontology annotation, biological process: regulation of signal transduction. NCBI's taxonomy places the organism in Eukaryota, Viridiplantae, Streptophyta, Magnoliopsida, Malvales, Malvaceae.